AUGACGCGAAAGAAGGAGAUUUUUACGCCGCGAGACCCGGCGGGGAAAAAGGUGCAAAUGUACGUGUGCGGCGUCACGGUGUACGACUAUUCACACAUCGGUCACGCGCGCGUGUACGUCGCGUUCGACGUAUUAUAUCGACAAUUGAUGCGUUUAGGGUACGACGUGACGUAUUGCCGAAAUUUCACCGACAUUGACGACAAGAUUAUCAAGCGCUCAAAUGAGAGCGGGGAGACGUGCGAGGCGCUCACGGAUAAAUUCAUAGAGGCAUUCCACGAAGACAUGGCGGCGCUCGGAUGCCUGCGUCCGACGCUCGAGCCUCGUGCGACGGAGUGUGUGGAUGACAUCAUCGCGUUCAUCGAGCGUUUAAUCGCCAAAGGUAACGCGUACGAGACGGAAGGGGACGUCUACUUUUCCGUCGACACCUUGCCCGCAUACGGGGCGUUGUCAGGGAGAAAUCAAGAAGACAAUCGCGCGGGUGAGCGCGUGGCCGUGGACGGGCGCAAGAAAAAUCCAGCCGACUUUGCGCUAUGGAAGACUGCAAAACCGGGUGAGCCAACGUGGACGAGUCCGUGGGGCGAGGGACGACCGGGCUGGCACAUUGAGUGCAGCGCAAUGAUUGAAAAAAUGCUAGGACCGACGAUUGAUAUCCACGGUGGAGGCCAAGACUUAGUUUUUCCGCAUCACGAAAACGAGCUGGCGCAGUCUUCGGCGGCGUGCGGUUGUGGAGCGCACGCGGAUGAGAAUCCGUUUGUGCGUUACUGGGUGCAUAACGGCUUCGUCAAGGUGGAUUCUGAGAAGAUGUCCAAGUCGCUCGGCAACUUUUUCACUAUUCGCGAAGUGUUGGACAAGUACCAUCCGUUCGUGCUACGUUUCAUGCUUCUUGGCGCGCACUACAGAGCGCCCAUCAACUACACACAGCGCGCGCUGGAGGAGGCUUCCGAUCGCGUUUACUAUUUGUACCAAACAGUUCACGAUGUACGAGCAAUUCUUCGCGAUGCCGCGGCGGAAGAGCCAGCUAAAAAGCCGGUACCGCUCGUUGCGGAUGCGCUGAAGCUCGCGAGUGAGGCUGAGAAGCAAGUGUCCGAGGCUUUGAAUGACGACAUGAACACGCCCGGAGUGAUCGCGACGCUCUCCGCGCCGCUCAAAUCAAUGAAUGAUUUCAUGACCACCAAGGCUGGAAAGAAAGCAGUCGGUCGUGUUGGGGCGCUUCAGUCGUUGUUGAGCACUGUCGAGGGUUUAAUGGAGGCGGUUGGCAUGCCCAAGGAUGAAGAAAACGUCAUUCUUGCGGAGCUUCGCGCGCGCGCGUUGCACCGCGCGGGCUUGACUGAGGACGAUCUCUUAGCUAAAAUAGAAGAACGCAAUAAGGCGCGCGAUGCGAAAGACUUUGCGGAGUCCGACCGCUUACGCGACGAACUUUCCGCGCGCGGCGUUGGUCUCAUGGACGGUUCUGCGGUGCCGUGGCGUCCAGUUCCAGUCAUCGACGCGACGUAG
Molecule: messenger RNA, 1494 nt
Organism: Ostreococcus lucimarinus CCE9901
Lineage: Eukaryota; Viridiplantae; Chlorophyta; Mamiellophyceae; Mamiellales; Bathycoccaceae
Exons: 1
Coding region: 1-1494 (497 amino acids)
Biological process (GO): cysteinyl-tRNA aminoacylation
Cellular component (GO): cytoplasm
Molecular function (GO): cysteine-tRNA ligase activity; ATP binding
Source: RefSeq, a predicted model, not a curated record